Molecule: messenger RNA, 672 nt
Organism: Porites evermanni
Lineage: Eukaryota; Metazoa; Cnidaria; Anthozoa; Scleractinia; Poritidae
Source: the annotation of a GenBank genome assembly
AUGUACUCACGCGACAGACGUUUUACUGUCGAAAUUCCGGCAAGCGAGUUAAAAAAGAUUUUCAGUUGGGUACUCAAGAGCCCAUCCGAGGAAACGGGGGGAGAUUUAUUUGGAGUAUGGAGUGAUGGACAGGAUGACUUAGAAAACAAGCUGUGUAUAUACCAUGUUUCCGGACCCGGGAAAUUGUGUCGACGAACGCCAUUUUCAUUUGAUCAGGAUGUUCGAUAUUCGAAGAAAAUUGCAACAUAUCUAAGUCGACAAUACGGUUUGGACCAUGUGGCCGUUUGGCAUUCUCAUCAGUCGGCUUUGGAUCGACCAAGCGCUCCGGAUGAAGAGGCGAUCUGGAACACGAUGCGUUCUCUUGCGAUCAACCGAAUUGCCCUCUUCAUUGCUAGCAGUGUAGGCAAACGGAAGGACGACGAUAGUUCCUCCUUUGUCAUAAACACUUUCUUAUUUGAGACCCACGAGAAAAGCAAUAAAUGUUGGCCAGUUCUACAGGGAACUUUUCGCAUUUUACCCGAGCCUAGCAAGAAAAUUUGUUUCCACAGUGACGAAGAAAAAGCUUCACUUGAAGGAUUGGCCGAAAAUUUGGUCACUGACAAGGACAUUAAUAUGAUUGAUAUCACUGUGUCAGAAACUAGUGUUAUAGGAUCUUUAGAAAGACAAUUAUAA